GGGCUUAGCCGGCUCGCUUUGCCGGACAGAUUGUAGUUUGUCCCGUAGACGUCCGUCCCGUGCAGGUGUGUCCAGGCUGAGAGGACGUCGUCAUGGAUUUGACGCAGUUGGCGGUGGAUGCUGGUCAGUUCAUCAACCGGGCCGUCCAGUACACGGAGGAGAGUCUUGGACAGGCCGAUAAGACCGAGUUGAACUCCGGCCUGGAGGAGCUUCUUACCCGGGCGGACGCCACCAAGACUUGGACGGACAACAUCGUCUCUCAAACGGAAGCCAUGUUGCAGCCGAGCCUCGCGGCACGUCUUGAAGAGCGACUAUACGAACACCUGGACUGGCCCCGCCCCCUUCGCCCUCACGCUCAUCAGGUCCUGGGAGAGCAAAUGAUUGAAGCUGGCUUUGAGAUGGGCAACAACACCCCUUAUGGCAGAGCGCUGCUCAGGUGUGGUGAGACCCAGAAGCAGUUUGGCGAGGCCCAAAGACAUUUUGUCCAAAGUGCCAACAUUCACUUUGUGACUCCUCUGCAACAUUUUACUAACUGUGACUACAAAGUCAUCCAGGAGGCGCGCAGGAUGCUGCUCAACAAGCGCUUGGACUUGGACAUCGCCAAGAGUAGACUUAGGAGAUCUCACCUGGCUCAACAGGAGUCCACUAGACUCAACAACACCCGGCAGGACGACUACAUGUCCUUCAUGUUCAGCUGUGUGCGUGUUGGCUGGCUGAAGAUGUGGGCUCAGGAAGUCUCUCAGGCGGAGAUGCAGCUGAGGAUAUGUCAGUCCUCCUUUGAUCGUCACUCAGAUGUGACACGACAACUUGUGGGAGAGUUACACAACACACAUAACAAACACAUGCAGAGUCUGAUGGACUUUGUGGAUGCUCAGACGUGUUUCUACGCACACUGCAAGCAACACGCCUUGGAGCUGAGGAAACACCUGGCCAGCAUCCCAGCAGUGUUGUGCUCCAGCAGGUGGCAGUCAUCAAUAACCAACGAACUUAUCAAUACAAAUGAUCAGCAAAGGGCGUCCAUCUUGGUUCCACACCUUCCAGGUUUGGAGCGAGACUCUUGGACAUUAGAAGUUGGUGCUGAGGAGACAAGUAAGAGUCCGCCUGCAUCGCCUCAGCAAAGUAGCAAAGGUGAAAGCAGGAAAGAUGAGGCUGAGUGUGGGAUAGUGGAGAGUGUUGAUGGUUGUCAGGAUGUGAUGGCAGCCAAGAUAGUGAAGAGUGUUGAUGGUUGUCAGGAUGUGACACAGACUGAUGGCAGCCAAGAAGAGAAGACAGACUAACCAUGAAUAAUACAUGAUGGGAGGGACCUGUCUACUUCCUGGGAGGAGUGUCACUGUACAACUGUGCAAUUGUCAACAAAGAAAACAUGCAAGAGCAGACUUCAUCACCAACACAACAUUCAUAUCAACAAUAAUACAUUUGAAGUUCUGCUCGUAAGGCUCGUUAAAUGUUUUGUAAAUGUACCAUCUAUAUGUAUAAAUAUACAGUAUAUAUGCACAUACAUAUAAAAAACCCUGAAGAGCAGAGAAACCUGCGAAACAGGCUUGUAGGGAUGAAAUAGCCUCUUGUGUUUUUUCCUGACCUAAUGUAUAUUUACAUGUAUAUGUAUGUGUAUAUAUAUAUACUAUAUAUAUGCU
This is a messenger RNA of Nerophis lumbriciformis (worm pipefish), 1634 nucleotides long. Its product is annotated as endophilin-B1-like. Gene Ontology annotation, molecular function: protein binding. The record is from RefSeq and is a predicted model, not a curated record. Lineage: Eukaryota; Metazoa; Chordata; Actinopteri; Syngnathiformes; Syngnathidae. Gene Ontology annotation, cellular component: cytoplasm.